Molecule: messenger RNA, 609 nt
Organism: Microthlaspi erraticum
Lineage: Eukaryota; Viridiplantae; Streptophyta; Magnoliopsida; Brassicales; Brassicaceae
Source: the annotation of a GenBank genome assembly
AUGUAUAUCCUCAUCAACUAUAACACGAUACACUUCUUCAUCUUCUUGCGUCUCCUGAACUUGAGUUUCUGGAAUAUCACCACUAUCAGUGUUAGAGCCAUCAUCAUUGUCAUCAUCUACUGCAUGGUCAUUGAUAUCUCUUCUCUUUUUGAUGUGAAGAAUGUUGGGAUUGUGAGCGUACAUCAUGAUGUCUCCCUUCCACCGGAGACCUUUUACCUGAGAUCGGAGCACCCUCUUUUUCCCGGCUUCCCUUUGGAGUCUCUGAUGGUCUUUUUUUCGCUUUUUCCGCCGGUGAUACGAUCUCCGGCGAGAUCUGUGCAACCAUACUUGGUUCUUGCUAUCUUACUGGUCGGCGACUCUCUCUCUCUGAUGGAUAUUUCGAUCGGAUCUAUGAACCUUUUGAGGACGGAGCUUUCGUUUUCCUCGUCCAUCGUGCCGGAGAUGUUUGACAGUUCGUCGACUCUCUCUCACCUCUCCGUGAGUCACCUUUUGGCUUUGCCGGAUCUUCCUCCCAAACCACCGGAUCCGCCGGUUAUUCCUUGCGCUCAAUCUUCAUCAUCGAUGCAUGUGUUCGCUCAUCUUUCGCCUGAGACCCUCAGAUCUAAAUAA